Gilbertella persicaria is the source of this 573-nucleotide messenger RNA. RefSeq lists its product as uncharacterized. The record is from RefSeq and is a predicted model, not a curated record. The coding region runs from base 1 to 573 and encodes 190 amino acids. Gene Ontology annotation, molecular function: nucleic acid binding. The transcript has 3 exons. NCBI's taxonomy places the organism in Eukaryota, Fungi, Mucoromycota, Mucoromycetes, Mucorales, Choanephoraceae.
AUGAAAAUAACUCUCAAUUUGACGGUGAAAUAUGCAACAUUUGAGUCAGUUGCUCGAAAUGAUACUGAGAAUUUGGAAAAACGGUUUGAAUGGUAUCAGAUUUAUGCGAAAACAGAUCUUGAUUUCUUGAAGAACUGCGUUUUUAUCGAUAAAGCCAGCUUUCAUAUCAACAUGAAAAAUAACUGGGCAUGGGCAGAAAAAGGAGCAACAACCCACAUCAUUAUCGGCGCAAUCGCAGCUGUUGGUGUGAUGCAUGUUGCAUUAAGAAAGCCUCCCCCACCUAAAUCAAGAAGUAAAUCGACGACAAAAAAUCAUGAGGAAGUAGAAGCUCCUCCCAAAGGCAUAACGACAGCACAUUACAUCAAGUUUAUAAAUGAAUUAUUUGAUGUUAUGGAUCGAGAUGAAACAAUGAAAGAAUAUUACUGGGUAAUGGAUAAUGCUACAAUACAAGAAUCACUUCCUAUGCAACGAAAGAUCGAAAUUCGUGGAUAUAAAUUCAAACAUACACGCAAGAAGGCAAAGCUUUUGGAGAAUGAAACGCCAAGCAAUAGAAUUGCUGAAGCUUGUGAUUAA